AUGCUGAUCUCUCCUGAAUAUUUGGACCUUAUUGCCCGCCAGACGCUGAAUCAGUUCAUGAUUUUGCACACCGAUCCCGCAAUCCGUCAACGUCGCGCCAACGGUGCCGAGGCCAUUGUCGGAAUUGAGAAGAGCAAUGCGGCCGUGGAGCGGGCGCUCGUCAAGCACCGCUACGAACAUCCUGAAAUUGCUCAAACUGCGCUGUGGGAAGAAGGACAGAUUUUUCCUCUAAUUCAGUAUCAAGCGCCAAAAAGCAACGAAGAUGCUCUCGCCUGGGCUCAUGAGGUUGUUCAUGUUCGCGCUAGCAAAGAGACCGGAUUAGAUAUUCGCACAGAAAGUGAAAUCAAACGCUUCCAGGCUGCGAGUGGACCUGCCAAGGCUGUUGUUAUCGACAUUGUUGCACCGGUUGAUGGACUCGAUACGGCGAUUGGAUCUGUCAAUGUCGAAUUUGUCUUUCAUACUAACCAUUUGUACUUUGAUGGUAUUAGCAAACGUAUCUUUGUUGGUGACUUUUUCCGUUAUUUGACAGAGGUCGGUGAUGAAUUGCCGGACUUCAAAUGGGGUGAAGAAGUUGAGAAUUUGGGAGCACCGGUCUUGACAUUGUGGAAGGAGGGUGUCAAGACUUCUGGGCCGGAGUUUGAUGCUACUUUGGGACAAUACGCUGGCAUUGCCAUGAGAGGAUUGCAAAACUACGGCCUCAACCCAAACCAAACUACGGUCUCCCCCGAGUCAUUUUCCAUACCUUCACCGCCUCGGAAAGUGACUCAAUCUACUCCGUACAAAUCCGUCAAAUCUAAAGUCGGCCCUACAGCUUCUCCCGCCCAUUUGGGUCAUGCAGCUGUACUACUCGCCCUGUUGAAAAAGAAACCCACUACACCAGGAACGCCAGACAAUCAGAUAUACAUGGCUCAAUCACCCAUGAACGGACGUCGAUUCUUGCGGGAUGCAGAGAAGCAUGCCAAAACAUAUUACCCCAUUGUACAAGCUAGUUGUCCGGUCAUCUUUGAGAAUAUCAAGCAGUACAAUCUCGUUGAUGCGGAUAAGGAGACGAUCAACAAAUACCUGGUGCAAGCGACCAAGGUGGCGAAGGAUGCUUAUAAAACGUUGCUGAGUAAUCCAUAUACUUUGCCGGUGGGCACGUCGUUUCAUAACUUUGUGACGAUGUUGAUUGCUUCGAAUAAUAUUCCAGAGACCGGCAUCUCUUCACCGAUGUACACAAGUGACGGCGUCAACGAGACGUAUAUCGACCGCGAAGUCAGCGACGAGACCGGUAAGGUCGCAAUUACAAUCGAUACUGUUCGAUUUUUCCUAAACCAGUACAUGCCAUUCAUGUCCAUCCGUCUGGACAGCUUCCGCGGCCGCUCGGAGCUUUCCCUAAGCUACAACGACGGGCAAUACACGGACGAAGAAGCAUCCACAUUUUUGCAGGAUGUUGCUUCGUUCAUUUUGCAAUUUAUCCAGUAA
Molecule: messenger RNA, 1464 nt
Organism: Talaromyces stipitatus ATCC 10500
Lineage: Eukaryota; Fungi; Ascomycota; Eurotiomycetes; Eurotiales; Trichocomaceae
Exons: 7
Coding region: 1-1464 (487 amino acids)
Biological process (GO): mycotoxin biosynthetic process
Molecular function (GO): acetyltransferase activity
Source: RefSeq, a predicted model, not a curated record